CGGAGUUUGUUUAUAACGUGAGGAAGGGGCACAAUGUGGAGACAUCUCACCUCACUUGCAGCAGUCCGUUUCUGUCGCUCUGUAUCAGUCGGCUGUCUGCGGUCCAUUUGGAGUGGAAUAGCAUCUUCAGGAAUCACUAUCAACAAAAGAGUGUCUGCUUGCCAACGUUAGAAACUGCUGAGACGAUCCACCGGGUGAUGUGACAGCGACGACCACCUGUUCUCACUAAAACGAUGAAGAUGAGGAUCCUGGGGCCAGGGAGGUUCUGUGUUCUGCUGGGUGUGUCCCUCCAACUGUUGCUGUUGCUACCAGACACCUCCUCUACCGCUGCAACCUGGAGACAGAGUGGACCCCGUCUGCAGCUCUCACACACAGAGUUGCAUGGGAGGAACAGUUCCAGUGUGUUCUGGGACCGGGGUGUGAGUGGGGGUUACCAGGCCCUGCUGCUGGAUGAGGACCGUGGCUGGCUGCUGGUGGGAGGAAGAGACCACGUCUACCUGCUGCACUCUAACAGUCUGGCUCUACCUACACGCACGAUCUACUGGCCAGCUGCGACGGAACACGUUGAGCACUGCAGGCUGGCAGGGAAGAACCUGUCGACUGACUGCGCCAACUACGUGCGUCUCCUCCAGCCCUUCAAUAAGACUCAUGUGUACGUCUGUGGCACCGGGGCCUACCACCCACAAUGCACCUACAUAGACCUGGGACGCAGCAUUGAGGAGCCAUCGUUCCACCUGCUGAGCCAUGCUGUGGAGUCUGGACGGGGGAAAUGCCCCUUUAGUCCACGGGAACCCUUCACCGCCAGGCUCACUGAUGGAGAUUUGUAUGCCGGGACAUCAGUGGAUUUCAUGGGCACCAACACAGCUAUAUUCCGUACCUCUGUGCACAGCAGCAAACAACACUAUAUACGCACUGAGGCCUACCAGGACCACUGGCUCAAUGAGCCAGAGUUUGUGGGUUCCUUCUCUAUCCCAGACACACACAGUGUGGACGAUGACAAAGUCUAUAUCUUCUUCAAGGAGACAGCUGUAGAGUCCAGCCAGUGGGACAAGAGGGUUUACAACAGAGUGGCACGCGUCUGCAAGAAUGACGUUGGAGGGAAGAGGAGUCUGAUUAACCGUUGGAGUACGUUCCUCAAGGCCCGUCUGGUGUGUUCCGUACCAGGACCUGUUGGACUGGACACACAAUUUGACGAGCUAGAGGAUGUCUUCAUGCUGGAGACCAAAGACUCCCAGAACCCCAUCAUCUAUGGAGUGUUCUCCACCUCCAGUUCUGUAUUCAGAGGGUCAGCAGUGUGUGUCUACUCCAUGGCCUCUAUCAGGGCAGCCUUCAACGGUCCGUUCGCCCAUAAGGAAGGGCCCGACUACCGCUGGGUGGAGUACAAGGGGAGGAUCCCAUAUCCACGACCUGGCACUUGUCCCAGUGUGACCUACGACCCCCUCCACAAGUCUACGCGUGACUUCCCUGAUGACGUAGUGAGUUUCAUGAGGGGUCAUCAUCUGAUGUGGGAACCCAUCCUACCCGUCACCCGCCGCCCGGUCUUUACCCUUGUCAACGUAUCCUACACCCUACGAAAGUUGGUGGUGGAUAGGGUGGACGCUGCGGAUGGCCAGUAUGAUGUACUACACCUGGGCACAGAUGAUGGCCAGGUGCUGAAAGUGGUGUCUGUUCCUAAAGAGAACAGGGAGCCUGAGGAGAUCAUUCUGGAGCAGCUGACUGUGUUUCAGAAUCACGCCCCUAUCCUUAGCAUGGAGCUGUCUACCAAACGGCAACAGCUGUAUGUGAGCAGUGAUGAAGGAGUGGCCCAGUUACCCCUGCAGCGGUGUGAGCUGUACGGUAGAGACUGUGCUGACUGCUGUCUGGCCAGAGACCCUUACUGUGUCUGGGACGGGACCACAUGCAACCGAUACUUCCCCAGCAACAAGCGGCGGGCUCGGCGCCAGGAUGUGAAACAUGGGGAUUCAAUGAGCCAGUGUCACAAUGCAGAAGAUGGUUCUGAGUCGGUGGAACUGAAGGUGAUCUAUGGGGUGCAGAGGAGCUCAACCUUCCUGGAGUGUAUGCCCAGAUCCCAACAGGCUACAGUCAAGUGGACAGUUCAGCCGUCACACGCUCGCACUAGCAGAGAGCUGCACCAGAGUGAGGAUCGUAUGGUCCACAUGAAACGGGGUCUCCUGGUUCAGCGACUGGAGCCAGGGGACGCAGGCCUCUACAGCUGUACCACCCUGGAGCACUCCUUCUCCCAGGUCCAGGCCCGCUACAACCUCCAGGUUAUACCCCAGCAGAGCAUGACAGCAUCCCAGGCCAGGGCAUCUGAUCCUGGGGCCGGAGGGGCAGGGCUGAGGGGGGGCCCUGGAGGUCCUGGGAGCCACACCCAGAGACACACCAAGCUCCUCAGGAACUAUAAGGAUCUGCACAUGGUGGGCAUGGCUAGCAUGAGCGCAAACGAGUACUGUGAGCAGCUGUGGUACCGGGAGAAGAAGAAGCUACGCCAGUUGAAGUGGAAACAGAGUCAGGUGGACAACGGCAAGGCCAGGGUACGACGGCACGACUCCACCCGACUACAAUGACCGGCUGGGGAUGGGGAUGCACAGAGACGUUGGCUGAGUCCCAGUUCUGCACGUUUCUCCUGAUAUGUGCACUUGCACACUUUCACGCAUGGAUUUAACAAUGGUAUAAAAACUCCCUCCAGCCAGUGCUUACACUGAGCCUAUGCCUUGAAAUCCAUGACAGGUAGUGUGCAAGUGCACACUUCUGGAAAAAGGGUGGAGAAUCAGAAAGUAACUUUGGAUAUAAAGAGAAUGUAUGUGCAUACAGUAAUACAGCCUUUAUUUGAACAGACAAAACAUUAAGAACACCUUCCUAAUAUUGAGUUGCACCCCCCCCCUCCCCCCCCCCCCCUAUUUUCCCCUCAGAACAGCCUCAAUUCAUCAGGGCAUGGACUACAAGGUGUUGAAAGCGUUCCACGGGGAUGCUGGCCCAUGUUGACUCCGAUGCUUCCCACAGUUGUGUCAAGUUGGCUGGAUGUCCUUUUGGGUAUUGGACCAUUCUUGAUACACACGGGAAACUGUUGAGCGUGAAAGACCCAGCUGCGAUGCAGUUCUUGACACAAACCGGUGCGCCUGGCACCUACUACCAUACCCCGUUCAAAGGCACUUACAUAUUUUGUCUUCCCCCCUUCACCCUCUGAAUGGCACAGAUACACUACAGGUCAAAAGUUUUAGAACACCUACUCAUUCAAGGCUUUUUCUUAUUUUUUUACUAUUUUCUACAUUGUAGAAUAAUAGUGAAGACAUCAAAACUAUGAAAUAACACAUAUGGAAUCAUGUAGUAACCAAAAAAGUGUUAAAUCAAAAUAUAUUUUAUAUUUGAGAUUCUUCAAAUAGCCACCCUUUGGAUUUAGCAGGUGACAUCAAUAAGGGAUUAUAGCUGAGCACCUGGAUUCACCUGGUCAGUGUAUGUCAUGGAAAGAGCAGGUGUUCCUAAUGUUUUGUACACUAAGUGUACAGAUACAGAGAUAUAAAACAUUUAUGACAAAAUGUAUCAAGUUAUUCAUGUAUAAAUGACCAAAGUUACCAUAGAUAGCAUUGCAGUUCUUGACACACUCAAACUGGUGCGCCUGGUACCCACUACCAUACCCCGUUCAAAGGCAUUUACAUGUUUUGUCUUGCCUAUUCACUCUCUGAAUGACACACAAUCCAAUUCUCAAUUGUCUCAAGGCUUAAAAAUCCUUCUUUAACCCGUCUCCUCCCCUUCACUGACUGUAGUGGAUUUAUCAGGUGACAUCAAUAAGGAACCAUAGCUGAUCUCCUGGAUUCACCUGGUCAGUCUAUGUCAUGGAAAAAGCAGGUGUUCCUAAUGUUUUGUCCACUCAGUGUAUAAGCUCAAUAUUAUUAUUAUCAGUUAACCUUUGUCCACAGAAUAAUGUGUAUGAUAGAUAUGUUAGAUUUAUAUUACUCCUCAAUCAUCCCCUGUAUUCCGUGUAGACAGGAUUUUGACCCGAGACUUGCAGACUUGUUAUUGCACUCUGGACUGGUGAGUUUGUUACCAAAUAAAAACCGGAAGGAUCGUUCUCCGCCACAUGUGUUGGGGGGGGGGGAUUCGCUGUCAAGCCACAGAUGUUUAUUUACUCCUCAGCAGUAUUACAAUCAUCACAACCACAGGUGUUCUGGAACUUCAGAGCUGUGAUGGGAAAUGAGUUGGACCACUCUGUUGCACAACCAAGGAUGUUCCCUCCAUCUCUUUAUUUUCCUUCCUUCCUUCCUGGCAGAGAAGAGGAGAAACAUUUCCUGGUCCUGUGGACAACAACACUGAGAGAAGCCUCCUUUACAUUUGAAGAGUUCAUUUUAGAUAAAUUCAAAAAUAGUUUAUUUCAGAUGUAUAUAACAAUUGGUUUUGUUGCUAAACACUAUAUAUAUACAGUGUUUAGCUGGAAUGUUCCUAUCCUGUAUAUUUAACAUGUAAAUUCCAAAAGAGUUUAUUUACAAAACGCUAUAUCCACCAAUUUCUCACCUGUUUUUUCAUCAGAAAUAAAUGCUUAUGGGUA
Molecule: messenger RNA, 4543 nt
Organism: Salvelinus fontinalis (brook trout)
Lineage: Eukaryota; Metazoa; Chordata; Actinopteri; Salmoniformes; Salmonidae
Product: semaphorin-3D-like
Exons: 18
Coding region: 234-2567 (777 amino acids)
Biological process (GO): negative chemotaxis; neural crest cell migration; axon guidance
Molecular function (GO): chemorepellent activity; semaphorin receptor binding
Source: RefSeq, a predicted model, not a curated record